AUUUAUGCACGACACUACUUUGAAGUUUAUUAGCUGUUAGCAAUUCAUAUGAACUUUUUGCUUUGUUUCAUCACAAGUAAAAAGCCUUAUAUGCCCAUCCUAGGGAGGAAACCAGUCUUCAGCAAAGCAGAAUGAUAUUCCAUCCAAUACAUUAUUCAGUAACGAUCGUGAGAUCACCUACUCACGGUCUUGGUUUAGGCAUUUCUGGUGUACGAUCUUCUGAGAACUCAAAGACAAAAUUCAUAGUUUCAGAUGUCAUACAAAAUGGUCCAGCCUACGAAAAGGUCAGCAAAAACGAUGAACUGAUUAGUGUUAAUGGAAUAAAUUUGAAUUGCCUGAGAUAUUCUGAAGCCAUUCAGAUUCUCCGUGAAUGCGGUGAUGAAGCUGAGUUAAAGCUAUUAAGUCGCAAAAGACAGACCAAAUCCCACAAUUCGCUAAUUACUUCAGAAAAAGAAUACAUCAUGCAGCAAACAAAAUUUCCAUCGUUGGGAGAACCACAAAAUAAUUGUGAAUGUUUGCAAAACUAUCAAACUCACUGUAUGCAUCCGAUGAAAUAUUGCAGCGAUACCGCUUUAUGGAAUCCCAAUUCUAUGUCCGACGAAAACUGUCCAAGACUGAUAGAAAUACAUCUCAAAAGAAGGAACGCAGCUGAAAGUUUGGGUGUAGAACUUUUGAGUCGUUUGACGGUGGCUUCUGUUGAUGAAAAUAGUUUGGGGGCACAGGCUGGUCUCGAAUCCGGUGAUCGUAUUAUAAGACUAAACGGAAUUAACACUGCUCAUUUAAGUCUCAUUGAUACCGCGAACAUGUUACGUCGUCAAGAAACCGUACUUUUGGUAGCGAGGGAUACUUUAAUGAAACAAAAUCAUGUUUAUGAUAAUUUUGGUACGACACCUUUAGUAAAUUCAUCAAGUGUUCCAGCCAAUCUCUCUAGUUUGUUAAAUCACCAGCUUGGGAAUGAGAAAAGACAGUAUCAAGCAUCACAACCAAGGAUGCAUUCUAAUAAAUCUUCGAACGAACAAAUAAAGACAAUGCAUUUUGAACAAGCAUAUCACAGUGGAUGUCACACUUAUGAAAAUUGUGAAGGCUGCCAAAGUAUGUGUGAAGUUCACAAUAGUAACUUUGAGAAUCCAUUUAUCAAAAAUUCUAACAAUUGGAUACAAUCUCAAAUGAAUACUUCUAAUAUUUGUGACAAUCCAAUUCAACACAACUGUAUACAACAUAAUGUAUCCAACAUAAAAAAUCAUGAACGUUUAGAAUCAAAUCGAAAUCUAAAACCACAUAAAAUGUCAAAUAUUUAUUCACGAGAAUUAAAUGGUCAGCAUUGUCCAAAUUUAUUGAAAGAAGACAAAGAACAAUUGUUGAAUGUGUUUAACUCACCUAAAAAUAUAAAAGUAACACUUCAAUUAAACCAGGGUAAAUGUGAUAUUGGCUUGAUACUGUAUGGAGGUAAUACAAAAGGAGUUUAUGUAAGCAAAGUGAUUCCUGAUUCUAUAGCUGACCAAGCAGGAAUUAGUGAGGGUGACAAACUAGUAAAAUUAAAUGGUACAGAUCUAAAAGGAUGGACUAAAGAGGAAGUAUUCCUUGCUCUUAUGGCUAGUGAGAACAAGAUGAUACUUGAACUACUCCAUGAUCCGUCUUCAUAUCAUAAGAUGCUUAAAAGCGAAAUUCCUCAUGAGAGCUUCUAUGUAAGAGCUUAUUUUAAUAUGAAUCAAUAUAUUUCUGGUUCUUCUGCACUCAUGUCAUCUGUUAAAUAUUCUGGUCUUUUUAUAGUAAAAGGGGAUAUAUUUCAUGUUCAUGAUACCCUAUUGGAUAAUGCACUUGGAACGUGGCUGGCAACAAAAGUUUAUCCGAAUACCAGUAGUAUUGGUCUUAUACCAAAUGAACAAAGAGCGCAACGUUUUAUUUCAACUAAUCAGUUUCAGGAGAAUCCUCAGGAAUCAUUUUCUCCUCCACCAUAUGAAAGAGUUAUACAACUGGAUAAAUUUCCUUUCCCUCGGCCAGUUGUAAUUUUUGGUCCAUUAUGUGAAUUGGCACGGCAACGUCUCACACAAAUGUCAUCCAUAAUACCAACUAAACUGGAUUAUUCCAUUGAAAAACCGAUUAAAUUCAUUAUUCCACCGAUUAGUUCAUCUUUUACAUCUAACAAUAUCAAUAAUAGUAAUAACGUCUAUUCAAUAAAUGAAGAAAAUAGUUAUAAUAAUAAACCAUUAGGUUUGAUAAGAUUGAGUGCAAUAAAUGAGUGCAUGAAAAGAGGUUACCAUUGCCUUCUGGAUAUUGGCCCAACAGCCAUUGAACGACUUACUAUUCUCGGAAUCCCUCCAAUAGUGAUAUUAAUUAAUCCAUCAUCUGAGUAUCAACUAAAAGUUUUAUUAAAACACUAUUGGCAAUUUAACAAAACAUCAAGUGCUUUAUUCAUUCCAUCAAGAGUAUCCACUCGUACACGUCCUACCAUCAAAGAGAUGGUUACAACCCUAUGGAAUUCUGUAAUUUAUUUGCGUCAAUAUAAAUCACAUGUUAUAACCGAUACUGUGCCACUGUUAAACAUUACUUCAAAGGAAAAUUCUUUUUCAGAAAUUGAGUGGUUACGAAAUUUAUCUGAAGUUAUAAGACACCAACAAAAUUCACCGGUAUGGAUUGGUGAGGAAUCAGAAAUUGGUCAAUUAAAAAUCAAUGAGUUAAUUGAUGAAGAACAAGAAGGAGGUGAUGACGUCGUUACAAUGAGUGAUUCAGAAACACCGAGACCAACAAAUUGUACUAACAAUAUUUGCAGUGAGGAAGAGGAAAUAAGACACUCAUCUCAUAAUACCAAAGAAACAAGACUGGAAAUGAAUGGUUUGAUCAAAAAUGAUGUUAGUUCAACAGUACCUGAAGACAAGAAGUACAUCCCUCCAUUUCGUCAUGUGCCAGUAUGUCAUGCAAAUGAAUUGAUGGAAAAUACCAAUAAAGAUACAUCAUUUAAAUCAAAAACUAAAGAUUAUUAUAGUUGUACAUGUAAUUUUGAUAAUGCGAAUCCCACGAAUCAAGAAGAAACUAAAUUCAAAGAAAUAAGUGAACAAACAGAUAUUUUAUCCAUGAACAUUUCACCAUUUUCAUUAGAAACACUAAGGCUACAUAUUGAAUCAAUGUCAAUAAAACAUCCACGAUUUGAUCAAUCCUUUGAUGAAAAUAAACCUGGUUUUAGUAAUAUCCACCCAAUCAAUGAAUUAGAACCAAAUGACGGUCAAACUCCGACAAUCAGCCCAACUCUUUCUUUACACCAACUAGUUUUUGAUGAUAUUACAUCUUCAGAUCUCCAUACAAAUGAUGAACAAAAGCCUUCAUCAGCAGAUUUAAUUAGUAAUGUAGCUGAUCCUCAAUCUUGUAUUUCAUCACUUCCUACAUCACCAAGAACAAUAUUAGCCGAAAAGUGUGGAGAGUUCGGUUCACAGGGUGGAAUUUUGGAAAUACCUGAACACAAUGUCUGUUUGAGGAUUCCUGAAGGAGCUAUUUCUGAAGAGGAAGGUCUGCAAAAAAUAUUUAUUAGGGUUUAUGAAAGCGGAAAUGAAUUGCUCGUAGAUAAUUUACCAUGUGAAACACAACAAUCAUCUGACAAACCUAUAUUGGUCAGUCCAAUGGUUAUGUGUGGUCCUAGAGGUUUAACAUUUCAUAAACCUGUUGAACUUACUGUCCCAAGAUAUCCUCUAGACUCAGAAUCUAGUGAUGAAUCCGAAACAAAACUUGAUAAACAUUUAGAAAAAUGGAAUUUAUCUUUAUUACAUGCUUCAGCUAUUUCUACUUCAACAUCAACGGAUGAUGAUUCUUUACCAAGAACUUCACGUUCAAAUGAACCAACAAAAUGGCAUGAAAUACCUCUAAGUGCUAAAUGUCAAUCAUCUAUGAAAAACAAAACAAAUUCUCAAAAACAUAAACAUAAUACUAAUCAAGGAAUUCUUUCCAUUAUUAAAGAUUCUCAUAUUUCAAUUUUAAUUGAUCAUUUCUAAUUUGUUUUUAACAUUUCUAAAUAGUUUCCUCUAAAUGUUUAAAUAUGAAAAUCAGUGAAUAAACCCAUGAAAACAUAAUGCAGAAAUUUGUCGCUUAUUAUGUAAAGAGAGCAAGAACAAAGAUUGAUGCAGAAUAGUAUAUGAAUUCAUUUUAUUUCGUUAGGUUCUAAUCAGUUGCUUACAACCUAAAAUAUUUAAAAUUCAACAUUAUUACAGAUAUUGACAUAUUUAUACAUAAGAGGAUGAUUAAAGAUGAAUAAAUAUAUCAUGGUGUGACGAAGAUUCCGAUAGAGUUAAUGGGAUCAUAAAAUUUUGUCUCGAAUAAAUAGAGUUUGAGAGGGAAAGUUCCGGAACAUUGAAAUAAGGGGUUAUUGUUACCAUUUAUUUCAUUUAUUUCUCUACUUAUUUAUUGCGUCAUUACUCCAACUCUUUCAAAUUAUAUCAUACAUAACUGACUGAUUUUAAUUCAUAUUUUCUUUAUUACCAUUAAUCUAUCUUCAUGAGUUCGAAUCACUAUUUCAAUGUUCCGGAACUUUCCCUCUUAAACUCUAUUUAUUCGAAACAAAACUUUAUGGCCUCAUUAACUCUAUCGGAAUCUUCGCUAUACUAUGAUACAUUUAUUCAUCCUUAAUCAUCCUCUUAUGUAUAAGUAUGUCAAUAUCUAUAAUAAUGUUGAA
Molecule: messenger RNA, 4657 nt
Organism: Schistosoma margrebowiei
Lineage: Eukaryota; Metazoa; Platyhelminthes; Trematoda; Strigeidida; Schistosomatidae
Source: the annotation of a GenBank genome assembly